Molecule: messenger RNA, 372 nt
Organism: Suhomyces tanzawaensis NRRL Y-17324
Lineage: Eukaryota; Fungi; Ascomycota; Pichiomycetes; Serinales; Debaryomycetaceae
Gene: TEN1
Product: Ten1p
Exons: 1
Coding region: 1-372 (123 amino acids)
Biological process (GO): telomere capping
Cellular component (GO): CST complex
Molecular function (GO): single-stranded telomeric DNA binding
Source: RefSeq, a predicted model, not a curated record
AUGACUCUUCUUAUCCUUGAUCCGUGCACCCUCUCAGAGACUUUACCCAACGCCUCGUUGUCCUCUCCCGUUCGAGUCCGCUUAAUUGCCCAGGUAGUCGAAUACAUUGACCACGAGUAUGCGUUGGUGAUACGUCCAGUGAACAAUUUAAUUGGUGCUGAGAGCAAUGGAACCGUUAAAGUGAGGUUACCCACCACAAAUCAGCCAUUGGACAGAGAGCUUACGUCUCUGGGAACAAUAGUGCAAUUUGAUGCUUUCUACGAUGGGAGUGGUAUGACUGUGAUUUCCUGUGGUGUGGUGGACUCCGGUGCAUUGAUGAGGGAGAAUGGGUUGGAGGUGAUGCGAGCAGUGGCUAGUCUCGAGCGCAUAUAA